GAAUCUGUUAUUGAAAAAAGCUGAAAGUUACAUUUCAUGAGCACCAAAAACUUAUAUAUUUCACCUCAAUGUGACACCUAUGAUCAUAUAUAUAACUAAGGAGUAUUUCAAAUUCCAAUUUCAUGGAAGAUUUUAGGCAGAACCUCCUUAAACCUUCUUUCUUACAAAUGAAUAAUUCAUCAAACCUAGAACUCCUCAACAGCUUGGCCUCAUUCGAAGGCUUCAAUGCUAACACAAGCAAUAUUCAUGGCACCAUGUCUUUAUCCAAUGAAGAAUUCUCCAAUCAUCAAACUCAGCUCCCAAUUUCUUAUGACGAUGAAUACCUAAGAUCGAUUGGGCCUAACGGGCCGGUGUUCAACCCGAUGAUGGCCCAUUUCUUUCCACCGGGCCACGGAUGCAACGACAUGAACGUGAUGAAUUCAUCUCCUGAUGCUGCCUUUCUUGCACUCGACAAGGUUAACAAAGCACAGAAUAAUGGUGGGAAGAAGAGAAAGAGAGUUAAUGAGAGAGAAUCUCAGAAGCCUAAAGAAGUUGUUCAUGUUAGAGCAAAGCGAGGGCAAGCCACUGACAGCCACAGUUUGGCUGAAAGGUUAAGAAGAGAAAAAAUAAAUGAGAAAUUGAGAUGCUUGCAAGAUCUGGUUCCAGGGUGCUAUAAGACGAUGGGAAUGGCUGUGAUGUUGGAUGUGAUAAUUAACUAUGUACGGUCGUUGCAAAACCAGAUUGAUUUUCUAUCCAUGAAGCUGUCCGCAGCAAGUUUAUUCUACGAUUUCAACUCAUCUGAAGCUGAAGCCAUGGAGGCACUACAGGGAAGCACUGCGUAUGAAGGUGGGCAAGCGAUGGAAAAACUUGUCGGAGACGGUUAUGGAGGAAUUUCCCAGUUCCAAAAUUGGCCUCUUUGAAUUUGAGUUUUGCAUUCUCAUCAUUUAUGUUAAGAUCGAGAUGUUUUCUCCAUGCACACACAUGCAAUACCAAUAUUUGCUGCUCUUAUUUUCAAAAUAAAAGAAAGAAAAAAACGAGAAAUGAGAUUGACUCUACAGUAUCA
Molecule: messenger RNA, 1042 nt
Organism: Salvia miltiorrhiza (redroot sage)
Lineage: Eukaryota; Viridiplantae; Streptophyta; Magnoliopsida; Lamiales; Lamiaceae
Product: transcription factor bHLH75
Exons: 6
Coding region: 123-899 (258 amino acids)
Biological process (GO): regulation of DNA-templated transcription
Cellular component (GO): nucleus
Molecular function (GO): DNA-binding transcription factor activity; protein dimerization activity
Source: RefSeq, a predicted model, not a curated record